UAAACGUCUUAAUAAGUUAGCUAACUGUCCAGACAGUCUGUUUGGGAGGUAAAAGCUGUUUUUCUGAUGGCGCUGGUUCUCAUUUUACGUGGUUAUGUUGUCGGUAGGCCGGUUUAAAAGACGUAUAGACAAACAGCGAUACGCGUAAGGCCUCAAAAAAAACACCCUUCUAUUAGCUAGCAGCAGGCCUGAGCAGUUUGAGUCGUCCUCUUCUCCGGAUUUUAAUAUUUCCGACUGUUUGUGACAGCACUUAAAUGCAGCAGAGCCGUUUGAGCGCCAAACUACGGAGCUGUUAGCAUAAAGUAGCUAUUAGCUGCAGUUGGUCAGAGGUUCCUAUAAUUUUUAGUUUUUCAGGGUAAAAAGUAGUAAGAAAUACCAUAUUCAACGCCAUAGUUACUAGCUGAAAGUAGCUAACAUCCCCUUGUAAAUAGACUGGACUUAGUGCUAUGUUUCGGGGUAAGACUGCCUGGUUUUCAAGCAGUGUGCCACAAACAUGUCACAACUUUUGGAUAUUGGAGGGUGGCACUAUUGCUAGUUGGAAGGCAGCAGAUUACCUUUUCAGUGAGGAUGCUACAUGCCCAGAUACUCUCAGGAUAUUUGAGAGCAAAGAUUACCUCUGGAACAAGGUGACAGUUUUUCACAGCUUCUUUCUGUCCGUCUGUGAGAGGUGGCAGAGUGUGAAGUCUGUGUGCAUUGGUCAUUAUGUGCUGCCUCCAGCCACCGUGCAGGACGAGGUGAGGACUGUGGUUGGGAGGUUGAUUUGGGAGUAUGAAGAUGAACAGUCAGCAACACAGGGCUCCCAGAAGAGUUUUAGUCACUUGACAGAGGAGGACUUCAAUGAAGAAGUCAGCAGGAGCAACUUUGAACCAUCUGAGACAGACUCAACAGAAAGUGAAGCUCCUCUAUGUAAUCAUUUGGGAAUUUGUCCAGAUAGUAGCAUGCUAACAGGCCAUAUCAGCAUGGACAACUUGCAGAAAUAUCAAGGUGAACUCUGUGAUUUCCAACCGGAGUGUGUCCAGUGCUGCAAAUGUAAAGCAAACAUAUACAAAACUAAAGCAUGCUAAAGCUUGCUGUGCUGCUCACAUUUGUAUAUUGCAGAUAAUGUACUGACAAACAAGUGAGUUAUAAUGUCUGCUUAUAGUGUCUGUAUUGCCUUUCUGCACACAUGUAUUUUGUUUAAAUGCAAACUCACAUUAAAAAAAUGUGUAACAUGGCUAAUACUAAUAUCAUAUUGGAAUGUUGUCCUUAUUAAUUCAUUGUUUCUGAAAAAUACAGGAUUUUAUCCCCUUGACUAACACCCCAAUUUUCUUGUUGUCUCAUGAAAUUAAUCUUCCUUAAAAGGGCGACUGAUUCUAAUGCAUGCAAAUUUAUCAUUAAGAUCUUCUCUUACAAUAUAGAACUAUGUGAGCCACAGGAAUGGACAGCUGACUUGCUAUGCAGCUAUAGCUUACUAAAUGUUACUUACUACUUACUCAUAAAUAUAAGUGUCAAGACAUCCACAAUUAUGGUGCUCAGUACUGUUUGUUUAUUUAUUUAUUGAAUCUCUUUUUCUUUUGUGUUGGUUUUCUUUUUUUAAUUUUUUUUUUCUUUCUGUUUUAUUGAUGGGCAGUUAGUAGUUGGGAAUAACACACCACCUUACAAUCUUUAAUUGCAAUAGCACCGCCUGUUAUUUUCUGUCCCUGUUCAUCCUGUUCAUCCUGUUCGUCCUGUCCAGUCUUUGUUUCCCCCACACAUCACUGAGGUGUAGCACUGCCCUCCCUGGCUCAUAAUAGGGAAUUCUAAUAAAGAAUGUCUGCUUAGCUUUCAGGGAGGGCUGGUGAUGGUCACACACAUGCACUAAAUAUUAAAAUAUUUGGCUGCAAGACUAAAAUAUGCAUCAUUCUCAUACAAUGUUGACACCUCUUUUGUGGAGUUAAACAAUGAGAACAAAUGCAGACAAAAAAAAAAAAGGGCGACUGAUUCUAAUGCAUGCAAAUUUAUCAUUAAGAUCUUCUCUUACAAUAUAGAACUAUGUGAGCCACAGGAAUGGACCUUAUGAGUUCAGCUGACUUGCUAUGCAGCUAUAGGUUACUAAAUGUUACUUACUACUUACUCAUAAAUAUAAGUGUUACACAGUUCUGUUGACCAGCAACUUCCUGUAAUAUUCUUUAACAAAACUGAUGGGGCUGAUAGAUGGAUAAACUAAUCUUGCUAGUCUUGUAGUGGACAUUGCAUUUAAGUGCACAAAAUAUCAACCUGCAGUGUUUUUAUUUACUAGUGCAAAGAUGUGAAACGUUUGCAUUUCACUGAGAAACUAAAUAAGAAAUAUGAGGACACAGUUUUAUCUUUGGUGUAAGCACCUAACGAGCAAAGCCUCGAGAAUAAUAGAAAUGUAUUGUGGUCAUAUCUGGAGAAUCCUUGAGAACCGCAAUAUUAAUCUUAAUAGUGCAGGUUUCGUAUAAAAAUAUGCCUUAAUUCAGAUCAGUUUCAGUCUAACAAAACGAGCAUGCUUUUAACGAGGUACUCUAAGUGGACAUCGGAUUCGACUAUUACUACACGAGUUGAGGGGAUUAUUUGUUGAUUUCAUCACGGCAUUUGGACUUUAACACUUAAUAGAAGCUUUCAGUUAAUAACAGCAUAAUAUAACCGUAUUUUAAAUUAAGAUUAAGCAGUAGUUGAAGUUACCUGUACUUUUGUAUGUGCAGCCACUUGACUUGACAUGGUAGCGUCCAUCCCUGCGAAGUGAACUGUGCCGCCGCUGUUUGGCCAAUCAGAUGCUUUGUUUUGGUACCGGCCCCGCUACCAGGAAGUAAAACAUGCAGACUGCUCCUGGACUUUGACGUGACUGAGGUUGAACACAGUGAGAUUUCUCUUUGGACUAGUGAUGGUGAAAUCGAAGCUUCAUGAAGCAAUGAACCACAACUGCUUCAAGAAUGACACACUGCUUCGAAGCAUUUGAUACAACCAGAAGAGCGACAUCUGCUGGCUCUGUGUCAGAACUGCAUCUAAGCGGAAAAAAAUGAAAAAGCCUCAGGACUGCUUGUCUCACACUGCUUUGUACUUGCAAUAAACGUUUUAAAAACGUUAUAUAUGUUUGUUUGCAUGCAUUUAUAUGUGUUUUUGUGUAUAUGUGUGUGUGUGUGUGUGUGUGUGUGUGUAUAGAUAUACAUACAUAUGGUGUGUAUAGAGGUACUGGGGGACAGGAAAGUGCUUCUGCAACUUUGCCAUUGUGGCAGUAUAAAUGGAGUGUAAACCAGGGAGUGCAUGGUUUCAGUCUGUUUCUUUUGUGGCUGACUACCUCUACAGCUUUGGAGAAGAUCUGCUCACAUGGCACAGAUGUUGCUGGCAUGUGGAGAUAUUUUUUGGCCAUCCUGAAGAGGUUUGGAUACAGUUUGACGUGAUGCCCAGUAGGUGAGCGGGUCUUCUCCUCUGGACAGGUAGACACACAACUCACAACACACUCUUUCAACCACUCAAACUACUCUCUCUAUGUACCUAUCUAUAACCUAUUCUACUAUAUGUGUAGUGUGUUUCUAUGAAGGAAUGAAUGUGUGUUGUGCAUGUGUGAAUCUAUGUGUAUGUAUCUAUGAGUGUUAUUUAGUGUAUGAAAUGUAACUAAAUCUAUCUAAACUUAAUUCUACCUAAAUGUGUUCUCUCUCUAACUUCUUUCCAAAUGGCAAAUGUACCAGCAUAAUCUCCUCUCAAAAACCCACAGUU
This is a messenger RNA of Amphiprion ocellaris (clown anemonefish), 3696 nucleotides long. It is a transcript of the gene terb2, whose product is annotated as telomere repeat binding bouquet formation protein 2. Gene Ontology annotation, biological process: meiotic attachment of telomere to nuclear envelope; homologous chromosome pairing at meiosis. Gene Ontology annotation, cellular component: nuclear inner membrane. The record is from RefSeq and is a predicted model, not a curated record. The transcript has 7 exons. Bases 447 to 1064 code for a protein of 205 amino acids. NCBI's taxonomy places the organism in Eukaryota, Metazoa, Chordata, Actinopteri, Pomacentridae.